AUGAGUGCAUUCUUUUCUUUCCAUCCAUUUCUUAUCUUAAUUUUUUUAAUAUUGAUAACUCAUGACGGUGUUUUGACGAGUCCUCUGCUCAAAAAACGUGCAAAUUUCACAUGCCCGCAAAUAGUAACACCACUUUCAACCGAUUCAAAGACGAUCGUUGGAUAUUUUCCUGGUUACCUCUCUCAGUACACUCGUUAUGCUUCAUCGUCUUCUGACAGUUAUUAUAAUUACAUUAGUCCAAGUAAAAUUCCUUGGAACAUUACACAUCUAAACUGGAUUGCAUUUGGUCCCGAUGAUGUUUCAAAUAAAAAUAUACCUCCAACAUCAACACAUGUUUUUUUAAGUAACACUGUAGCCUAUAGAGAUACAAAUCACAUUCCAGUCAAAAUAUUUUUGGCGAUCGUUUUAACGGGAAACAUCAAUAUCAAUUCUAAUCCAUCAUUUGCAAAUGGAACUUCCGGUGACCGUACCGCAUUUAUCACUAAUGUUAUAAACUUUGUACACAAUUAUAAUUUGGAUGGUGUUGAUCUUGAAUAUCCAAAUAGAUUUAAUUGCGGAAAGUGGUUGAAUGAUAAAAAUUUUGUCCCGUUAGUAGAUGAAUUAUCUGCUGCCUUAAAAGUAAUUAAUAGAGAAUUAUCAAUAACGGUUGGUCCAAUUCCAAUAACUGGGUUGAAUCCUGAUUCAGUUAGUUUUGUGAAUGUCAUGGCAACUCAAGUAAAUAUAGUCAAUAGCUUAACCACACCUACAAAUAAAACAGGUCCAUGUGUCACAUUGAAUCAGACAUCAGCAAUUAUGAGUAAUUGGAGUAUAAUCGUGAAACCAGCAAAACUCAACUUGGGCGUAGACUUUUCUGGUGUUGUUGAAUUAACUGCUCCAGUUGAUUUGGGCAGUCUUGACAAUAGCCAAACUAUCCCACGUAACUUAACAAAAGCUCCAUUCAUUACUUCUUAUAACAGUGAUCCCUCUAUUUAUCUAUUUUAUGAUAAAUGUUCAUUUACGUUGGAUCAUUCUAUUCAAUUAUAUCCAUGGUACUUUAUGAGGCAGGAAACUGGACAACUGAUAGAUACUUGUACGACUGGAAAUGGUUGGGCUCGUAAAUUUGAUUCUGAAACAAGUACCACAUAUCUUUACAAAGUUAGUUCAAAUUCAUCCGUCGUGGGUUCACCAAUAUCAGUUUAUGAAUAUGAUUACGUCUCUUAUGAAGAUCCCCAAUCCAUUCAAUAUAAACUGAGAUUGAUUGCAGAUAACUCGUAUGGCGGUAUAGCCAUUUCAGAUCUUUAUGCUGAUAGUAGUGAUAAAGAAAUGUUAAAUGCUAUAGUAUCUGCUUUUCCAAUUUCUUAUAACAAUGUUACUGAUUCUUCCAAUAAUGGGUUAUCAAGAAGUUUAAUUAUUACAAUCAUUGUAGUAGUCUUGGUCUGCUUCUGUUUUUGUGGUAUCUGCGCUAAAGUUGUUGGUGAACCCGAUUCAUCAGUACCUUUGGUACUGAUAGCAUUGAUAAGGGCUGCAGUGAAAAGACUAUAA
Cetraspora pellucida is the source of this 1521-nucleotide messenger RNA. Lineage: Eukaryota; Fungi; Glomeromycota; Glomeromycetes; Diversisporales; Gigasporaceae. The record is from the annotation of a GenBank genome assembly.